Lethenteron reissneri (Far Eastern brook lamprey) is the source of this 1360-nucleotide messenger RNA. RefSeq names its product activin receptor type-1-like. Lineage: Eukaryota; Metazoa; Chordata; Hyperoartia; Petromyzontiformes; Petromyzontidae. Gene Ontology annotation, molecular function: ATP binding; transmembrane receptor protein serine/threonine kinase activity. Gene Ontology annotation, biological process: heart development; protein phosphorylation; cellular response to growth factor stimulus. Gene Ontology annotation, cellular component: plasma membrane; BMP receptor complex. The record is from RefSeq and is a predicted model, not a curated record.
AUGCGGCCCCACUUUCACCAACAAUUUGCGCCGACUAGUUUGGUGAAGUAUGGUCAAUUAACCUUCGCGGUCCCCUUGUGGCACGGAGGCAAUGACCCUUGCGCUGGAUCGACGGCAGCCUUGCACAAUUACACAAACCCACAGUGCGCCGUUGCGGGACCCUGUGGUUCCGUCGUGCAAAACAUCCGUCUUUCCUUAUUUUGCGCAUGUCCCUUUUUUGUUGCAUGGAAUCAUCGCCGCCCGCUCGCCCACGGUGGCGCAGGUUUCAUCGCAUCAGACAUGACAUCGCGCAACUCGAGCACGCAGCUGUGGCUGGUGACGCACUUCCACGAGACUGGGUCGCUGUACGACCACCUGCACUCGGCCACGCUCGACGCGGCCGCGUGCCUGCGCCUCGCGCUGUCGGCCGCCGCCGGGCUGGCGCACCUUCACGUCGAGAUCGUGGGCACGCAGGGCAAGCCGGGCAUCGCGCACCGCGACAUCAAGAGCAAGAACAUCCUUGUGAAAGACAAUGGGCAGUGCUGCAUCGCCGAUUUGGGGCUCGCUGUCAUGCACUCGCAGAUGACCAACAUGCUGGAUCUGGGGCAGAACCCACGCGUGGGCACCAAGCGCUACAUGGCACCCGAGCUGCUAGAUGACAGCAUCCAGGCCGAUUGCUUUGACUCGUUCAAGCGAGCUGAUGUCUGGGCAUUUGGCCUUGUCCUCUGGGAAAUCGCCCGGCGCACGGUCAAUAACGGUAUUGCUGAAGAGUACAAGGUCCCCUUCCAUGACAUUGUGCCAUGUGACCCGAGCUUUGAUGAAAUGCGAAAGCUGGUGUGUGUGGAUCAACAGCGACCCACGAUACCAAAUCGCUGGUUUUCUGACCCGAUGUUGGCAGCCUUAGCUCGGGUGAUGAAAGAGUGCUGGUAUCAGAAUCCAUCCGCCCGUCUCACUGGUCUGCGCAUAAAAAAGACCCUGGCUAAGAUUGACGGGCAACAGCACAAGAUGAAGGCGGAUUACUGAGCUUGUGAUGCUGGGUAUGAUUGGAGGGUGAGAAGAGACUUGAGCCUGGAAAACGACUGAAGCAGUUGACUCAUUUCUAACAAAACUAAAAGUGUUGCUUCGUGGCAGCAGCAGUCUACAGUAUUACAUGUGUUGUUCCUCGCGUGUGUUCAAUAACACUAAUGUUGCUUGUUCCAUUGCAAAGUGAUAGAUGCAUGCUAAACAGAAGGACAUUGAAGUUUCGACAAGUAAACCAUGAUCAAGUGCUUAUUUUGUUAUCGCAUUGACUAAAUGUGAUGUUGAUAAAAAUGUCAACUAAUCCACCAUAUGAAUAUAACAAAGUUUCAUAUUCUUGGUUCUUUCGGUAAAGUCUCGUAGA